CGCUGCUGGGAGGGCGCCGUCCGUCCGGCAUGUCUUGGUCUUGUUUAUACCGAGGUCGGAAUCCUCUGUCCCGGUCCUGAACACCUGAGAGUCCGCCCCGUCCCGGAGUUCAGUAAAAGAAGGUGAAAAAGGGAGAGCCAGAGCAGGGGGAUGUUGACUUACCCCUCUGACUCGCUCCCUCACUUAGCUUGUCCGAUGGAUGAAGAUGCUCUUCCCCCAAACCCUUUCAGUAGUGCACCUCCCCACAGUGACCCUCCACCACCUCUCCUCUCCCUUUCCUCCACCACCCCCAGCUGUGUGAAUGAUGGGAUAUCUGGCCAUCGACGGGGAGGCCGAGUUCAGCAGAAUAAAAGCCACACACCUGAAAAACGCGGUGACAUAAACAGCCCCGCCGCCGCCCAGAAGCCGCCCAGGCAGACUCCGUCCCCAACAGAGAAACAGAAACAGACCGCAAAAAUGGUGCAGAUAUCACAACCAAAGCAGCCGCGGGUGGACGGCGUGCACGCUCACCACGAGCAAAACCAGGAUGGAUUUGACCUUGACUUUACAGCACAGCAGGGAAACGACAAGCAAACGAACCAGAAGAGCCCACAGACGAACACGGGCCCUUCUCCUGACCAAACCGAUCUGGAAGGCGCCAGAUCCAACUUUGACGCCUGCGGACGUUUUGACGCGGGACAAAAUGUUGAAAACGCGCCCUUGCCAGCGGGAUGGCUGAUCGGCCCGCUGUUUCAGUCCUUCAAAUCGAAGAUGGCCAGCUUCACUGAGAUUGUUAUGAGUCCGGUGAAACUCCUCAAAGGCUCCUCUGUGCCGUCCGAUGAGGACCAUGAGCAAGGCGCCACGUUUUCUACAGAGAGGGAACGUGGGGACGGCAGUCCGCAGGAUGUGGCCGAUCAGCCGAUCGGAUAUGCGUACUCUAAAAAAAUACACUUUGGUGGGGAGUUGGAGAAAUGCAGCUCGAAGCAGGAUGACUGUGCAGUAAAUCAGAAGGAAGAAUCCUCGCCUGAUUUAGUGCCUUCGACACACAGGCCCUCCUCCUGCAGGGUGCCAGACACUUCUGGGUUUGUUGAUCCGUCCCCGGCAGACCCCUCUGCCAGACCAAGUGCCUCCCAUCAACCCAGCCUGCACACAUCCGGAGCCGCGGAGGACCGCAGCACCAGACAGACUGCCCAGGUGAAACCUCUGCACAGAAGACGGGCCAGAAACGGGUCCGAAGUGAAGAGCGUCGACGUCAGGAAGUGUGUGUCGGUCAGCAGGAAGGGACGGUCAAACGCGGAGGCCAGUGAAGAGCAGCUGUCUCAGUCUGCUGGAGCAGGCAGCGCUGAGUUCAGCGACGCCACUGAAACGUCUUCACUUCCAGUCCCUUACUCCCGGCCCAACCCAGACUGCCUUCAAACUCACGGUGCUGAAGGCGUCGCAGGCGCUGAAGGUCACCCGCCGGCGCAGCAAAGCCUCCAUAACGAUCACAGUCACGGUGCUAACAGGAAGACCCUGAAAAACUGCUGCACGGCCUCUGCUGUCUGCGUUGGACCCUGAAACCCUGACAGGGACCAGAAGGACAAAGAGGCCGCUCACACUGAACAACCACUCGGAGAACUCGAUCAAGAAGAAAAGACUGCAGACGGAGGACACGGGGAACCAAGAGGCGGUGAACAAGCCUUCGGUCAGGGUUCUGAGAUCGCCAAGAAAAGGGACUGCGUUGACGAGCACAAUCACAGAUCAGCAAGAGACUCUACAGUCCUCGAGAUAUAAGCCGGCUGGAUCCACCAGCAGAAACGGGAACGACAAAGGUGAACAAGUGAUGCUGGCUGCAGUGAGUGAGGCGGUGUCAGACAUGCAGACUGAAGGUUCCCCGGACGCCGUGUCGGUUUGCUCUGUGGAUCUAAGCAGCGGUUCCUCAGACACCUGCAGCAAACCGACAUCCGGUGGUUCCAGCAAAAGACUGAAAACCAGAGCGUUGUCGGCAAAACCCGACGGCAAGACGUCCAGCAUGGAUCUGGAAGCUGCCGCGUCGACCAGCUCCCCAGCAGAGGCCGAGGAGACGCAGUUACCGGAAGUUCUCGUCCGUCCUGAUAUAAAGCAGCUAAAAAGCAAAAGCCAGUGCAAGAACCUCACCUACAGGCCGCCCAAACGGAAAUUGCCAAACCAAGCGAUUUCAUUGGCCAAAUCAGGCAGCAGCGAGCCGUCUACCUCACCACGACCGUCCCUGGUGUUACACAGAGUCACACCCACUGAGCUGGUCAAACACUCCACGUCUGAGCAGACCCAGCUGUCCAAGAGGCCGAGGAGAGGUCCCCGAGGCCCCGCCCACUCCGCCGUUACCAACGGGACCCGCGAGGCGGCGAAUCACACCAAAGAAAACCAGUCAGACGAAGGUGAAAGGUCACCGGACUCAGAGUGUUCUGCGGCUGAACCGCUGCCAGACUGCUUUGUCCAGUUGAAUGAGAGCGAUGAGCACAUGAUGGAUGUGAAAUGUGAAGGUACCACCGCAGCGGCAGAUGGUCCCGGCGGCGGUGUUCGGCGGCCGCCUUGCUCAAGGAACGUGAAAGUGAAGCCGAGGAGAGCCGAAAGCCAAAGGAGGAGGUGCAGGCUGCUGCACAGCCGGACCCGGGGUGACGACGGCGCCAAGUCCGUCACCAUGGAGGACGCAGGUCUGACCGGGUCCGCCUCCCGUCCGGCCAGCGGCUUCACGGGGCGCCUCCGCCGCAGCUACUCCUGUCCAGAGAUCCCGUCCCUGCGCUCCCACGACGCGCCCUGGUCGUCCCCGCAGCACGCCGCCCACCACGGCAGGGCCCACGCGGCGCACCCGCACCACCACUCCCACUCCAGGCACCAGCGCCGCACCCGCCGCCACACGGUGUGCAGCGUGGAGGUGGAGCGGGAGAUCGCCCCGCUGUGCCUCCGGAAGGAGGUGUACCCGUCCCGGAGGUCGGCCUCGUACGACCACCUCCCGCCCACGCUGGCGCUCUCCCCCAGCUCGUCGCUCUCGGCUCUCGCCUCCUGCUUCCUCUCGAGUCCGCUGGCGUUUCUGUCCAAGAAAACCGACGGCAGACCGGCCGGCGGCGGCCCCGGCGCGUCCGGCCACGCUCCCUCCGCCUUGUCCUCGGCGGCGGCGGCGUCCCCGCUGAGCUCCGCCUGGCACCACCCUCAUCCGGCGUUCAUCCCCAGAGCCGAGUCCCCCGGAGCCCCGAUGGACUCGAGCAGCAGCGGGACGUCACUGGAGUGUGAGCUGGAGGGGAGGCGGCAGAGUGAGGAGGAGGACGACGACGACGGCGAGGACACCAGCUCCUCCAGCCAGGAGUUUGAAGACGUGGCCCUCCGAGAGGAGAAGGCUCUCUCCGACUCUGAAAUCAAGGUGGUGCGGAAGCUGGAGGAACCUGGAAAAGUUUCUUCUAUCAGGAUUCGGAAGACUUUACCCAAACCCCAGAACAACCUGACUCCGAUGGGCCUCCCUAAACCCGUCAGGCUGAAGAAGAAGCAGUUCAGUCUGGAGGAAAUUUACACCAAUAAGAAUUUCAGCAAACCUCCUGAAAGCCGUCUGGAGACCAUCUUCGAGGUUCCCCUCAACCGCAAGAACGGCUCCGAGUCCUGGUUCGGCCAGAGGCGGCUCAAGAGGUUCCUGACCUUCCUGGAGGGCGGCGAGCCCAGGAAGCCCAAGAAGCCCCUCGCCGGCGGCGGCAAGGCCGGCGGCUCCUCCUCCUCCGCCUCCCGGCCGCGGCGGGGCGGCUUUGCCAAAGAAGAGGCGCCGCUGGGCGCGCAGGACGUGGACUCGCUGCUGUGCUCCAAGCUGGAGCAGCUCAACCUGUGGCUGAUCCACGACCAGCGGGACAGCUGACACUUCCAAGUUCCAGUUCUCCCUCCGUCCGCUCGCCCCCUCGGCUUCACGCCACGCCGCCGUCAGAUCGGGCCUCCGCUCGCUUCUGCUGAUCAGCUGGAAGCGUUGCCUUCCUGUUGCACUGUCCGUUCAGAAGCUCUCUGCUCGUCCUUCACCCAGGCAGCUAUUUUCUUUCUCUUUCAGUCAUAAAUGCUGAAGUUUUGAAACUUUUAAAAAGUGUGCCAGCAAGAGAUUUUGCGCUCAAGUUUCCCCUGCGCUCGGGCGCCCGGCGGCCAGCUGUUUGUGGGGAGUUUAAAUUGGCACUACAGGGUUUGAAAGGUCCGCCGCCGGCUGCUUCUGCCCGAGCUUCUCUGGAUUGUUUCUGUUUGUAUCGACUUCACGUCAAACUACCUAUGGAGAAUGAAAUAAUAUUCCUUCUUCACGCAAAGUGGUCAUAAGGUUGCCUUAACUGUAAACUUUGUUCAUAUAGAUGUUUUGGGGGUUUUUUUGUAGAAAUUUUUAAUCAUGUUUAU
Molecule: messenger RNA, 4347 nt
Organism: Salarias fasciatus (jewelled blenny)
Lineage: Eukaryota; Metazoa; Chordata; Actinopteri; Blenniiformes; Blenniidae
Gene: prr14
Product: proline rich 14
Exons: 11
Coding region: 1802-3835 (677 amino acids)
Source: RefSeq, a predicted model, not a curated record